Molecule: messenger RNA, 3412 nt
Organism: Chenopodium quinoa (quinoa)
Lineage: Eukaryota; Viridiplantae; Streptophyta; Magnoliopsida; Caryophyllales; Amaranthaceae
Product: putative receptor-like protein kinase At3g47110
Exons: 2
Coding region: 82-3138 (1018 amino acids)
Biological process (GO): protein phosphorylation
Molecular function (GO): protein kinase activity; receptor serine/threonine kinase binding; ATP binding
Source: RefSeq, a predicted model, not a curated record
UACAAUAAGUCUGUUGAUGAAUAUACAUACAUAAUUGGCCUUGAUUAAUUUUUCUUUCGAUCACAAGAGUUAUACACAACUAUGUAUCGUGUCUACGGGCUCAUAUGUGUUACUACUUGGUUGUUAUUGAUGUGUUGUCUCUCAUUCGCGAUAGCUGGGAACAACGAAACAGACAAGCUAGCAUUGAUCGAAUUCAAGGCAGGAAUAACUGAUGAUCCUUUUGGUGUCAUGAGCUCAUGGAAUGACACCAUCCAUUUUUGUGAGUGGUACGGCGUUACUUGUGGUCAUCGACACCAAAGAGUGACAACACUAGACUUGAAUUCCUCCAAGCUCACAGGUACUAUUUCGCCUCAUCUUGGAAAUUUAAGCUUCUUAAAUAAGUUGAUCCUUUAUGAUAACAGUUUUUCUGGCAUAAUCCCAUCCGAAAUUGGUCGUUUGCAUAGGCUGCAACGUCUUGGGUUGAAUAAUAAUUCCAUCGGAGGGGAAAUUCCGUCGAGUAUAGAAGGUUGCUAUAGCCUCAUUGGUGUAAGCUUCGAGGGUAACAAUUUAGUGGGAGAAAUCCCGUCUACACUUGGUUCGAUGUCACGUUUGAAGUUUCUUCUUUUGGGAGAGAACAACUUGACCGGUAACAUUCCUUCAUCUAUAGGAAACUUAUCAUCGCUUUCAAUGCUAUCUCUAAUCGGAAACAAUUUAGUAGGAAGGAUCCCAGAUAGUAUAGGCAAUUUAAAGAACCUAACCAGUUUGUAUCUAUCCAAUAAUAAGCUUUCGGGAGUAGUACCACCCUCGAUCUUUAACCUGUCUUUAUUGAAAGAAUUAGGACUAUCCCAAAAUGACUUGGAAGGAAGCCUUCCUUCGGGUUUAGGUAACACUCUUCCAUUUCUUGAAUGGUUUUCUAUAGCUGGAAAUCGAUUUAGUGGAGAAAUUCCAACUUCGAUAUCCAAUCUCACAAAUCUAGAAUCGCUUUUUUUUUCAAGUAACAAUCUUCAAGGACAAGUUCCUUCUUUGCAUAAGUUAACAAAUCUUACUAGACUUAGCCUCGACGAGAACUCCUUAGGGAAUGGCCAAGCUGGAGAUCUGGAUUUCAUUUCUUCUUUGGUCGAUGCAACCAAUUUGCAAUGGUUAGAGUUGAGCAAAAACAACUUUAAAGGAAUUUUUCCUAAAACCAUAUGCAAAUUUUCAUUUCUUACUACUUUGGUAAUAAAUGAUAACAACAUAGCCGGAGAAAUUCCAAGCUGCAUUGAAAACUUAGCCGAACUACAAUACUUCGCGGCCAAUGACAACGCACUUGUUGGGACCAUUCCGCUUGGGAUUGGAAAAUUCAAAGCCCUCCGAGGUCUUUAUUUAAACAAUAAUCAUUUAUCAGGAGUCAUUCCACCCUCAAUCGGAAACUUAACCAUGUUAUCUAUUUUUAACUUGUGUAACAAUGAUCUCGAUGACCAAAUACCUUCGAGUUUGGGAAAUUGUGGAUCCCUCAUAUUUUUAUCUCUUUGUAAUAACAGUCUUAGCGGCAAGAUACCCUCCAUAAUUUUCAGUCUUACCUCCUUGUCUAUUGGACUCGAUCUAUCUGGAAACCAGCUAACCGGCCCUCUUCCCGACGAAGUUGGGCAUCUGAGUAGUCUUAACGCCCUUGAUGUUUCUCAAAACAAGUUAUCAGGUCACAUACCAAGCUCUCUUGGUAGUUGUACGUCGUUAGAGUUAUUAAACUUAUGGCAAAACAAUUUUUAUGGCACUAUCCCUGAAUCAUUGCAAACAUUAAAGGGCCUUCUUGGGUUGGAUUUGUCAUACAACAACUUAUCCGGUGAAAUCCCGAAAUUUAUAAGCAGCCUACAGUUGCAAAACCUAGAUAUAUCAUACAAUAACCUUGAAGGUGAAGUACCCACAAAUGGAAUCUUUAGUAAUACAAGCGGUCUUUUGAUUGGUGGGAAUAGUCAUCUAUGCGGAGGCAUACCCGAGUUAAAGUUGCCCAAGUGCAGGUUCACCCGCGACACCCAUAAAAGACGAGUGGAGCGUAGGAAAAAAUUGAUGAUCGCGGUUCUUUUUGGGAUUACUGGAGUUUGUUUGUUCGUGUCUAUACUUGUGUUGUUAUUAUGCAAUUUCUGUAAGAGAGAGAAGGCAAUGGAACCCGUUACUUCUAACAAUGAUAUAGAAAAUUUUCCGAAUAUUUCUUAUCAAAUGUUGCUUAAAGCUACAAAUGGCUUUUCCUCCGAACAUGUGCUUGGAAGUGGUGUAUCUGGGGUUGUAUACAAGGGAACUCUCGACGAGGAAGGAUCAAGUGUUGUUGCCAUCAAGAAAUUUAAUCUAGAGUAUCGCGGUGCUUUGAAGAGUUUUUUGGCUGAAUGUGGAGUACUUCAAAGCAUUCGACAUCGUAAUCUUGUUAAGGUGAUAACAGCUUGUUCAAGCAUUGAUCAUCAAGGUAGAGAUUUCAAGGCUUUGGUUUAUGAGUACAUGUCGAAUGGCAGCUUGGAAGAUUGGUUGCAUCCACCUGAGACAACUAGUGUCGUCGAAGGCACAAAUGAUACCUCGAAGUACUUGAAUCUUUAUCAAAGACUCGACAUUGCAAUUGAUGUCGCAUUUGCUUUGGAUUAUCUUCACCAUCAUCAUGGGGCUUCCGUAGCUCAUUGCGACCUCAAGGCGAGUAAUGUCCUCCUCGAUGAUGAUAUGGUUGCACAUGUCGGCGACUUUGGACUUGCCAAGUUCUUCACAGAAGCCAACAACGCCAUUCAUACAAGUCAAUCUAGCUCUAUUGGAGUCAGAGGAACAAUUGGUUAUGCUCCUCCAGAAUAUGGAUUGGGAAAUGAGGUGUCUACUAGUGGCGACGUCUAUAGUUUCGGGAUUCUUUUACUAGAAUUGUUUACAGGAAGAAGGCCUACAAAUAAUAUGUUUAAAGAGGGUCUAAGUCUACAUAGCUUUGUGAAAGGCGCUCUGCCUCAGCAAGUAACUGAGAUUCUAGAUCAUAUUCUUCUAGCAGACAUAAACGGAGUGGAGACUAAUAACAUCAUGAUAUUGGAGGCAUUGAUUUCAGUACUCGAAAUCGCUCUUUCUUGCUCAAUCGAGACACCACGAGAGAGGUUGGACAUGAGUGAUGUUGUUGCAAAGCUAACAUCAGUAAGAACAACUCUCCUUGGAACUCGUUUAUAGCAACGUAGAAGAAUUCGAGCUUAUUAUAAUGAUUAAUGAAAGAACUACUGUUUCAUCCCAAUAGAAGAUUAUUAUUGUAAAAAGUGUAGGACUAAUGGAAUAUAUUUUUAUUACGAGUAGAAUUUAAUAUGACUCCAUAUUGUGAAGUGUAGUUUUCUUUUCUUUUGAAAGCCAUUUAAGUUUACACAUACUUGUGUUUACAUUGUAAGAACUCUGAAAUUGCAAAACCCAUGCAAGUGUUGCCAUCAAUUUUGAAAAACUAUAAAAAUCAUAA